UGAAGUGCAAAUUUGUGCAACCGGAUUUGCUAUGUCCUUCGAGGGGAGUGAAACUGCAAGCAGCAUCCUAGGAUGGAUGUCCAUAGCUUGCUGGGUCGUUGUCUAUUCUCCGCAGAUAAUUGAGAACUAUCAGCUGAAGUCAGGAGAAGGCCUUAGUGUAUUCUUCGUGCUUAUCUGGUUAGCCGGAGAUCUUGCCAACCUAUUUGGGGCUAUUCUCGCUGGCUUAUUGCCGACGAUCAUCAUUCUCGCGGCGUAUUACACCGUCUGCGAUAUAGUCUUGUUGGCACAGAUCUACUACUACAGAUGGCUGAGAAGAUCUCAAGAACUCGCAUCGUCGCGGUACAUCCCGGAAGCCGAUGUUCCAGCGCGAGUUCUUUCAGAAGAGACGCCUCUCAUUUCCGAGCGCAGGGCAAAUGAAAACGAGAAGUCCAGAGACUCAGUUAUCGGGCAAUGCCUGCUGUAUGGCAGCGCUCUCAUCUUCGUCCUGGGUACCGGGGUUGCGGCUUGGGCCAUAGACAAACGUCUGCGUCAGGGGCAAUCACGCGAACCACCGUCAGAAAUUAUAGAAUGGCGCAGCCAACUCCUAGGCUGGACCUCUGCUGUCCUCUAUCUUGGUGCUCGCAUACCACAGAUAGUCAAGAACUUCCAGACCAAAUGCGAAGGUCUAUCUUCGGCACUUUUUCUAUUCGCAAUUGCUGGCAAUACGACCUACGUGCUUUCAAUCUUCACUCUAUCGUUGGAGCCGAACCAUAUAUCAGCUAACGCAGGGUGGAUUGCAGGGAGUGCGUUGACAGUGUUCCUAGAUAUCUUUGUGUUGCUGCAGUUUCUCUACUACAAAACCACGGAACGCUCCGUGCCGCUUAGGUCGCCUUAAGAUACUCCGGAACAUGGCCGGUUCGGCUCAAUGAGUUUGAUCUGUAUCAUCAUGCACCGUCCUGUACAGUAGACCUCCGCCUUUGAUGUUAUGACAACGGAGACUGUUAUUGUUUGUACAGUGC
Phanerochaete carnosa HHB-10118-sp is the source of this 998-nucleotide messenger RNA. RefSeq lists its product as uncharacterized. The transcript is spliced from 8 exons. Gene Ontology annotation, biological process: basic amino acid transmembrane export from vacuole. Bases 32 to 874 code for a protein of 280 amino acids. Lineage: Eukaryota; Fungi; Basidiomycota; Agaricomycetes; Polyporales; Phanerochaetaceae. Gene Ontology annotation, cellular component: fungal-type vacuole membrane. The record is from RefSeq and is a predicted model, not a curated record.